Molecule: messenger RNA, 1935 nt
Organism: Brienomyrus brachyistius
Lineage: Eukaryota; Metazoa; Chordata; Actinopteri; Osteoglossiformes; Mormyridae
Product: probable polypeptide N-acetylgalactosaminyltransferase 8
Exons: 12
Coding region: 52-1731 (559 amino acids)
Cellular component (GO): Golgi apparatus
Source: RefSeq, a predicted model, not a curated record
CAGAGUCUACACCAGGUCCAGCAGAGGGACAAGUCUCAGAAUCGGGAGGUCAUGGAUAAGCUGCAGAUCAUGGAAUCUCACAUGCACAAACUGGAAUAUCUAAUCGGCGAUGUUCUGAAAAAGGACCCGUCUUCGAAAUCAACAAAGAAGGAUAAAAACGGAAAGGAAGGGGUGAAGGCAAAGAAGCUGUAUCCAGACUCGUAUCUCUUCAAAAGAUGGGGCGACGACCUUUCAGAAGCAGAACAGCAAGAGGCGGAGGAACUUUUCCAGAAAUAUGGUUACAACACGUUUCUCAGCGAUAGGCUGCCACUCAACAGGAAGCUUCCGGACACCAGACACAGCAGAUGUGUGGGCAAAAAAUACCCAGAGGACCUUCCUAGCCUGAGUGUGGUGCUGAUCUAUCUGGAUGAGGCUCUGUCCGUCAUCAAGAGAGCCGUCCGCAGCAUCGUUGACAGGACCCCAGCCAGACUUCUGAAGGAGAUCAUACUGGUCGACGACUGCAGCUCCAAUGAGGAUCUAAAGGACCCGCUGAAUGCAUACAUCGCUUUCAUACAUGAAAAGUCGCCUGGUUUGGUGAAGAUGGUGAGGCACCCAAAGCAGUUGGGACUGGCUGAAGCUCGAGUGUCGGGGUGGGAGGUGGCUACCGGAGAUGUGGUGGCCAUCCUUGACGCUCACAUUGAAGUCCAUGUAGAAUGGGCAGAACCGCUGCUGACUCGAAUCAAGGAGGACCGAACUUUGGUACUGAGCCCUGUUUUCGACAACGUGAAAUAUGAUAACCUGGAGGUCAUCCCUUAUUAUGCAGCAGCUGAUGGUUUUGAUUGGGCUCUGUGGUGCAUGUAUGAAUCAUUCAGACCCGAGUGGUACAAACUCAAUGAUCCAUCUGAACCUGGCAAGAGUCCAUCCGUCAUGGGAAUUCUUGUGGUCGACAGGCUUUUCUUUGGAGAGAUUGGAUUACUGGAUAAAGGAAUGAAAGUGUACGGUGGGGAGAAUGUGGAGCUGGGAAUUCGUGUGUGGUUGUGUGGAGGCAGCAUAGAGGUGGUACCCUGUUCCAAGAUUGCCCACAUAGAGAGAGCCCACAAACCUUACCAGCGCGACUUAAGCAAGACCAUGCUGAGGAACGCUCUGAGAGUCGCCGAGGUCUGGAUGGACGAGUACAAGUCCAACGUUUAUAUGGCCUGGAACAUUCCCAUUAAGGACCACGGCAUUGAUAUUGGCGACAUCUCAGAAAGGAAGCAGCUGAGGGAGAAACUCAAGUGUAAACCCUUCAAGUGGUACCUGGACAAUGUUUAUCCAGCCCUGGAUCCUCUCGCCGGCCUCACUGCCUACGGCACAAUAUCUAAUGACCUAAGGAGAGAUUUAUGCCUCGAUCAAGGAACCAUCCCAGGACAUUUACCCAUACUCUACGGAUGCCACAGAUAUUCACCGCAGCACUGUCAGUUUUACUCCAGCGGACAGAUCCGCGUUGGCCACCUGGCGUCACACAGGUAUGAGGUGCGGCGCUGCCUCGUAGACCUCGGCGCUGGACAGUCACCCGGCUUGUAUGACUGCGCGGAGGCUCAGAGUAAGAACUUCCACAUGCUGUGGGACUUCAAACAGGGACAGGCGAUAAGGAACAGGAACACAAACAGAUGCCUUGAGAUAAACAUCGUCCAAGACUCCGGCUACCAGCUCGUCACGCGGGAGUGCAGCGGUCAGCACUGGACAAUGCAGUAUAAAAUCGCGGAUUUCUGAACGGGAGGUCUGUGAGCAGAGAAAGCCCAGAGGACCUCGCUGACCUCAGGCUGAUGCCGAUCUAUCUGGAUGAGGCUCUGUCCGUCAUCAAGAGAGACGUCCGCAGCAUCAUCGACAGGACCCCAGCCAGACUUCUGAAGGAGAUCAUACUGGUCGACGACUCCAGAUCCAAUAAUUUCUUGCACAAUAAACUGUAUGAUAUUU